Leptopilina boulardi is the source of this 2559-nucleotide messenger RNA. RefSeq names its product UDP-glycosyltransferase UGT5-like. Gene Ontology annotation, molecular function: UDP-glycosyltransferase activity. Lineage: Eukaryota; Metazoa; Arthropoda; Insecta; Hymenoptera; Figitidae. Bases 478 to 2130 code for a protein of 550 amino acids. The record is from RefSeq and is a predicted model, not a curated record. The transcript is spliced from 3 exons.
AAAUUGGGUCGAACGGUGCAUAUAUACCCUCAACUAAGUAUUUGCGUCCAAUGGGCUCUUAUUCAAUACAAUGACAAUCUGAUUUUAAACUUCCAACCUCAACAGCCAUUUGUUAGUUCAAGUGUCUCUAACGUGUGUGUGGGGAGUAGAUGUAUUACGAAAGUUAUAUUGACUUCCCAGUCUUUUCUAUAUAUCAUCUAGAUAAAGAAUUUUUAAAAACUGGACAGUCAUUAUGUUCUAAGACUCACACGUCAUAGAAGCAAAUCAUCACUAGCUCUAAUAUCAAUUUAUAAAAAUUUUUUCCCAUUACUAUUUAGUCUACUCUCAGUGUUGCAUUAUGUUCAAUUGUGUAUUAAUUAAGAGGAUAUUGAGGUAGCUAAAAAAAACUUCAGUGUUAUAAAAAAUUCAGUGUCAGUGCUGUGAAUUUAAAAGUAUAUUAAAAAUUUGUUUUCUUUUGUCAAAAUUUUUUUAUUAAAAAUGAUCACAAAGCAUAUAUGGAUGUUUCUCGUGAUACUAGUGAUUUUCAUUAGUUGUACAAAAUCGUCAGAAAAUUUUAAAUCAUUUAGUAAGAAAAAAUUACGAAUUUUGGGUGUUUUUCAUCAUCCAGGUAAAAGUCAUUUUGAUGUAUUUAAACCAUUAUUGGAAGAAUUGGCAAAAAGAGGUCACGAUAUAACAGUGGUAUCAUUUUUUCCACGAAAUAUUAAUGAUACAAGUGUUGAAUAUUUGUCAAAUUAUAAGGAUAUAAGUUUAAUUGGUUCAGUGAAUGUUUGGUUAAAUGUUGUCGAUUUAAAUAUGAUUAAUUAUUCAUUUUUAAAUCAUUUUUUGGAAUUAUUUAAACUUCGUGAAUGGGGUUUACAACAUUGUGAAGCAACACUUAAUUUACCUGAUGUACAAAAAUUAAUUCAUUCAAAUAAUGAAAAAUUUGAUUUAAUUUUAACGGAAAACUUUAAUAGUGAUUGCUUUUUAGGAUUUGUUUAUAAAUUUUCAACGCCAUUUAUUGCAUUAACAUCACAUCAAAUAAUGCCAUGGGGUUAUGAUCGAAUGGGUAGUCCCGAUAAUCCAAGUUAUAUAUCAAGUACAUUUUUGGGUUUAUCAUCGAAAAUGAAUUUUCAAGAACGUGUUAUUAAUACUAUUUUUACAAAUGUUGCAAAAUUAAUUUACAACACUGCAUAUCAAUGGUCAACGCAAAAAAUUGUUAACGAUGCAUUUGGUGUUAAUAUUCCGUCAUUGAAUGAAAUUGCCAGGCAGACGUCAGGCUAUUUACAUAAUACACAUUAUUCUCUACAUGGAUCAAAACCCACUGCUCCAAAUGUUGUGGAAAUUGGCGGUAUUCAUAUUGGAAAAGCAAAAUCAUUGCCUGAGGAUAUCAAAAGAUUUCUCGACGAUGCAAAUGAAGGUGCACUUUUGUUUAGUUGGGGAUCAAUGGUCAGGGCAUCUACAUUACCAAAAGAGAAACUAAUGGCAAUUCUUCAGGUGCUUAGCAAUAUACCGAGGAAAGUGAUCUGGAAAUGGGAAACUGAUCAACUUCCUGAGAAACCGAAGAAUGUUAUGAUUACAAAGUGGUUGCCUCAAUAUGACGUCAUGAAUCAUCCAAACGUGAAGGCAUAUCUGAGUCAUGGAGGACUUUUGGGUUUAACGGAAGGUGUUUAUGUUGGUUUACCAAUGGUUAUAGUUCCAAUGUAUGGAGAUCAGUUUCAUAAUGCAGCAGUGGCUGCUGCAAGGGGUGCUGCAGUUAUCGUGAGAUACGAUGAGCUUGACGAGAUAACCCUCAAGAGUGCUCUUGAUAAAGUGUUCAACGAUACUAGUUAUCAAGAGAAUGCCCGGGCACUGUCCAGGGCUUACAGAGACAGACCAGCAAGUCCCUUGGAAACAGCAGUCUGGUGGUCGGAAUUCAUCGCUAGGGGAAACGGACGUCGUUAUCUUCGAAGUGAAGGGGCGGAUUUACCAUGGUACCAAUAUUACCUUCUCGACGUUUUUCUGUUCCUCGCUGUCGUUCUCUUGACCGCUUUCUAUGUCACUUAUCGUUUAAUGAAAUUCCUCUUGUUUUUGUGCUGUUCCCGAAAAUCCAGCAAAACGAUUCACCCCAUCCACACCAAUGGAAAACAAAAGGAAAAAAGAAAGAAUGAAUAAAAUUGUCCCCCUUUUCCUUCAAAAGAAGUAAAUAAUUUUUUUUUUCAUUAUUACUUUUUUUUCCAAAUAUUUGAUUAUUAAUUAUUAUUAAUUACAGAGUUAAGUAAAUUGUAUUUAUUAAAUAUAUUUGGUUAAAAAUAAAUUUUUUUUUUUCUACAAAUAAAUAAGUUAUAAAGCAAAUGUUAAGAGUGGAAAUCCGUUCAAAAUGUUUAGAUAAUAAAUACCAAUUCUAUAGCUAUAUAUUGGGCCAAUAUUGGCAGGUUGAUUAUUGCUUUGGAGAUGACAAGCCAAGCUUUCAAUAAUAUUGACUCAAUACUAAUGACCUAGGUUUGAUCAAUAUUUCACAUUUGGUAUAGCAAUAGAGUUCAAUUAUCUAUUAUUAUUAUUAUUCUCACUAUUAUUAUUAUUAUUAUUAUUAUUAUUAUUAUU